CCCUGAGGUGUUGGGCCCGAGGUGUGGGCAGUUAGGUUUCCUUCGUUCUCCGCCGGUGCAGGGUCGCGUUCAAAGCCUCCAGAAGCGUCUCGGCCCGUUUUGAGGAGAGGGGGCGGGGAGGGGCUUGCAGCCCCGCCCCCUUCUCCGGCUAGCCUGCUAGCGCACUGGCCCGCCUACUCCCUCCGCUGGCCCUGGGGCCGCGUCCCCCAGGCAACUCAGCGGAGGCCUGAGCUUCUGCCGGCAGGUGUCGGCACCGAGGUCCCCAGACACAGCCCGGUUCGUCCCCAUGGUGGGUUUCGGGGCCAACCGGCGGGGUGGCCGCCUGCCCUCCUUCGUGUUGGUGGUGCUGCUGAUAGUGAUCGCGAUCCUCGCCUUCAACUACUGGAGCAUCUCCUCCCGCCACGUCCUGCUUCAGGAGGAGGUGGCCGAGCUGCAGGGCCAGGUCCAGCGUACCGAAGUAGCCCGCGGGCGCCUGGAGAAGCGCAAUUCGGACCUCUUGCUCUUGGUGGACUCGCACAAGAAGCAGAUUGACCAGAAGGAGGCCGAUUACGGCCGUCUCAGCAGCCGACUGCAGGCCAGGGAGGGCCUAGGGAAGAGAUGCGAAGAUGACAAGGUUAAACUACAGACCAACAUAUCAUAUCAGAUGGCAGACAUUCAUCAUUUAAAGGAGCAACUUGCUGAGCUUCGUCAGGAGUUUCUUCGACAAGAAGACCAGCUUCAGGACUAUAGGAAGAACAAUACUUACCUUGUAAAGAGGUUAGAAUAUGAGAGUUUUCAGUGUGGACAACAAAUCAAGGAAUUAAGAGCACAGCAUGAAGAAAAAAUAAAAAAAUUAGCAGACCAGUUUUUGCAGGAACAAAAGCAAGAGGCCCACAAGUUUGAAUUAAAAGGUGGAAAUGAAUUGGGUGCAAACAAUCAUGAAGUAUCUAAAAAUGUUCCAAAAGUACCUGAGAAUGCUGCAGAUAAGAAUGAAGACCCCUCAAGCAAUCAUAUUCAACAGGGGAAAGAACAAAUCAAACCAGGUGGUGAUGCAGGAAUGCCUGGAAUAGAAGAAAAUGACCUUGCAAAAGUUGAAGACCUUCCAACUGUUUUGAAGAAGCCCCCAGUUUCUGUUUCUCAAUAUGGAAAUCAUCAAGCAAUCUCCCAUCAUGCAACUGGACAACCCCUCUCCCCAAAUAUCGUUCCAGAUUCUCAUAUAAAUCACAAUGGAAACCCUGGAACUUCAAAACAGAACCCUCCCAGUCUUCUUCAGCGUUUAAUUCCAGGCCCAAACUUGGAAAGUGAGCCCAGAAUUCAAACAGUUAUACUAAAGCAAGCUACCAAGGAUAGAGUUGGUGAUUUCCAUAAGUUGAAACAAAGCCGAUUCUUUGAUGAGAAUGAAUCCCCUGUUGAUCCGCAGCAUGGCUCUAAACUGGCGGAUUAUAAUGGGGAUGAUGGUAACGUAGGUGAGUAUGAGGCAGACAAGCAGGCUGAGCUGGCAUACAAUGAGGAAGAAGAUGGUGAUGGUGGAGAGGAAGACGUCCAAGAUGAUGAGGAACGAGAACUUCAAAUGGAUCCUGGAGACUAUGGAAAGCAACGUUUAAAUGAUGUCCUUUAAGUCCUAAAGGAGAACUUCAGAAAACCUAAAGUGCUGUAAAAUGGAAUGAUUUUUACUUUGUCUUUUUUGACUUGUUGUAAAGAUCAGUUGUAUCAGUUGUAAAGAUACAUUGAGAUAGAUUUAAGGAAAAAUUUUAAUGACGGAAUGUACCCAUGUACAUAUGUGAACUUUUUCAUAUUGUAUUAUUAAAGCAGAGACCUUUUUGGAUGAGCCAAAAAAAAAAAAAAAACCACGCAAAACUAGAGUCUUUGCAUUUAAAGCAAACUUAUGUAUGUUUUACAUUUUAUUGAGCCUAAUUCUUUACAUAAAUGGAGAAACAGGAAAAAAUGGUUGUACUGUUUAUAAGUUACACAUAAGAUAACCACAGUGAGAAGUUAUUCAGCUGAAAAACUUUUUAUAUACUAAUAUAUUCUUGUUAGCCCAACAGGUGUUCUCUUCUAUCUUACCCCUUAUCUCAUGCUCUUCCAGGAAUUAUACCUAGAAUAAUAGUUAAAUAAAAGAGGGGAACCUGGAAGCCAAACACUGGGUAGCAUGUGUGCAAAAUCACUUCCCUACUCCUUUUAUUUUACAUGAGUGUGGAUGUGUUUCUGCAGGUAAGCUGGCAGCCGAGGCCUGAUGAAGGUUGAAAUAACCUGCAAUGACAUAAUAUUUAUGAGUUAUACCUUACUUAGUUCAUGAAAUUAUGAAAUGCAUGAUUGACAAUAUAUUUUCAAUUUUUAUUUUUGUCACAUAAUACCAGUACUGUUUAACUAUAACCAGCACUGGCUAAAAUUUUUAUAUUUUCAGAGUCCAAGUUGGUGAAUAUAUUCAUGAUCGAAAUGCCAGAUUCUGAAAGAGUCUAAAUCAACUUUGAAGUGAAUCUGCAAUCAGAUUUCAAAGCUUCUCUGGUAGUUUUAGUGAUAUAAUUUGACAAGACUUUUUCAGAAUUACUAUAUAAGGAGUUUUAACAGAUUUUUAUUAAUGCACAGAUAAAUAGAAGUACAGUGAGAUCUACAGCCAUUUUAUUAAAAUAGCUUAAAAGUUUGUAAUAAAGAUGAAGAAUCUUUGUAAUUACCUAAAUGUUAGUUAAGAACCCAUAAACCUCAUAUUUGCUAGUCUUACAAAAUUAUUUUAAAUGCUUUGUCUUUUUUGACACUUUUCAGUAGAAUAUGUAAGCUAGCUAAUCCUUGUUUUCUGAGUUAAAGUACUUUAAUCCCCCACCCCCAAAAUAAAGGUUUUGAUCAUGAGGAAUAAUUAAGGUUGCUAACUGUGUUUUAGAAGGGCUACUGGUAAUUGCGCAUAAACACGAAAUACUCUCACACACACACCCUGCCACACUCAGGUUCUAGUCAGAAUUCAAAUUUUAGAGAUUUUUUUUAAAAAAGCUUUUUCACUUAUUGGAGGUACAAAAAUUCUUAGGCUUUAGUUUAGAAAUUAUUAAGCAACCAGGAAAAGAUAUACUGAUUUACUAAAAUUGCUUUUUCUACCAUAUCAAAAUAAGGAAUUCAUGCUUUUGCUAUGAGUAGAGUCAGGCUUAUACAUGAGUAGGUGUGAUAAUUCACAGAAUUUUUUAAAAUGGAGUUAAAGGGAAUUAACGUAUACCUUAUGGGUAUUAGGGUGGGAAGGUAAAUCUAAAAUACACUCAUAGUAAUAGUUUAGGUUUAAUACUGUAAAAUCUUUACAAAUGAAAACCAUGAAAUUUCCUGCCUUAGUUCUUUUGUCAUAAAAAACAAUCACUUGGAUAUACGGUAGCUAUUACUUACACAGCAAAAUUUCUUCAGUUAGCAGUCUAGACAUUUUAUAAACUGAGAAAUCUUGGACCAAUUGAUAACAUUUCCAACUGUAUUAACAUUUUAAUGCUAUAAAAUAUUAUGUGAAUCUCUUAAAAUUCUGACAUUCUACAGUCUGUAUUAGACAUGCUGGUUUUGUAAUGUUUUAUUCUGCCUUAAGAUUUAGGUUUUUUUAAAUGUAUUUUUGCCCUGAAUUAAGUGUUAAUUUGAUGAAAACUCUGCUUUUGAAAUCAUCAC
Molecule: messenger RNA, 3603 nt
Organism: Pteronotus mesoamericanus
Lineage: Eukaryota; Metazoa; Chordata; Mammalia; Chiroptera; Mormoopidae
Gene: GOLM2
Product: golgi membrane protein 2
Exons: 10
Coding region: 287-1597 (436 amino acids)
Source: RefSeq, a predicted model, not a curated record